This is a messenger RNA of Zeugodacus cucurbitae (melon fly), 3976 nucleotides long. RefSeq names its product SWI/SNF complex subunit SMARCC2 (gene mor). Lineage: Eukaryota; Metazoa; Arthropoda; Insecta; Diptera; Tephritidae. Gene Ontology annotation, biological process: positive regulation of DNA-templated transcription. Gene Ontology annotation, cellular component: SWI/SNF complex. The coding region runs from base 118 to 3576 and encodes 1152 amino acids. The transcript has 9 exons. The record is from RefSeq and is a predicted model, not a curated record. Gene Ontology annotation, molecular function: histone binding; DNA binding.
UUUCCAGAUAGAUUUUUUGUUGUCUUCUAUGUGCUUUGUCGUACAAGUCGUGAAAAUUAUUAUUUUAAUUGAUAUAUCUGCAUUUGUAAAGUUAUUGAAUAGUAUUUUGUGUUGGAAAUGAAUACUUUAGGUCCAAAAAAGGACGGAAGUCCGAAUGUGGAGUUCUUUCAAUCUCCAGAGUCUCUACAAGGAUUUGAAACAAUCCGCUUGUGGUUACAGAAAAAUUGUAAAAAAUAUUUGGCAAAUAAUACCGAAACAAUAACAAAGGAAUCGUUGGCGCAGUUAUUAAUACAAUUCUUACAAUAUGUGGAGGCAAAAUUGGGAAAAAAUGCACCUGAACCGCCGGCAACUCGUAUCCCGAUGCGUUUAUUCAUGGAUUUCAAACCUGGCGGUAGUUUGUGUGUCAUCUUUAGUACAAUGUUUCGUUUUCGGGCUGAACAACGUGGCAAAAAGUUUGAUUUUUCAGUGGGUAAAAACCCACCACGCAAAGAUCCAAACAUACAAUUACUUAUUGAUAUCGAACAAGCACUUGUCGAGGCAAACCUUUACUGGAUUCAUUACAUAUACAUACGGCCGGAAAUAAAUAAGGAAUUGGCUCAGAAAUUGAGAGAUAUUUUAAGUACCAGGCGGGUAGAGAUUGUAACCGACGAAGAAGAAGCUACACACACCAUAUACCCAGUUGUUGAUCCACAUCCUGACGAAUAUGCACGACCUGUUUUUAAACGUGGUAAUCAUGUAAUGUUGCAUUGGUAUUAUUUCCCGGAAUCCUAUGACUCCUGGGCUAUAAACUCAUUUGAUUUACCGGAAUAUGUGCCAGAAAACCAUGAAGUACCGGGAGAAAGGUGCUGGCAUGUGUCAGCAUCUUGGAUUUUAGAUCUGGAACAAUAUAACGAAUGGAUGGUUGAAGAAGAUUAUGAAGUAGAUGAAACAGGCAAAAAGAAAACACACAAACAUCGUAUGUCUGUUGAUGAUAUAAUGUCGUUGGGAGCUGAUGAGAAAAAACGAGUCUCGGGCGGAAAUAGUGCCGCUACCAAGCAAAAAAGGCGUCGUUCACCUUCGCCAAAUACAUCCAAGCCUGGCAAACGCAAACGCUCUCCUGCUGUAUUACAUAAGAAAGCCCGGAAUGACGAGGAUGAUGAAGACUUGACUCGUGAUAUGGAUGAUCCCCCGGCAGAGCCAAAUGUGCAGGAAGUGGUAAAGUCAUCAUCCCUGCAAUCGACGGCUAGUCCAGCACCGGGAGGAAAAUCACGUGCAGACAAUGACAUGAUGCCAAUAAAAGGCGGAACCAUGACCGAUUUGGAUGAUGAAAUGACAGGAGGUAGUGCUGCACAAGCUCUUUCCACAGGAGAUGGUGAAAAUUCUCAAACUGGUAAAACUAGUGAUAAUAGUAAUACCCAAGAGUUUUCUUCUUCUGCUAAAGAAGAUAUGGAGGAUAACGUAACCGAACAAACACAUCACAUCAUUGUACCCUCAUACUCGGCAUGGUUUGAUUACAACUCUAUUCAUGUCAUUGAAAAGCGCGCAAUGUCGGAAUUUUUCAAUGCCAAAAAUAAAUCGAAAACUCCUGAAAUUUAUAUGGCCUAUCGCAAUUUUAUGAUUGACACUUACAGAUUAAAUCCUACCGAGUACUUAACUAGUACUGCCUGUCGCAGAAACCUAGCCGGAGAUGUUUGCGCUAUAAUGCGUGUACAUGCAUUCUUAGAGCAAUGGGGUCUCAUUAAUUAUCAAAUAGACGCAGAACUACGACCAACUCCAAUGGGACCACCGCCCACUUCUCAUUUUCAUAUUUUAUCAGACACGCCUUCUGGUUUGCAAUCUUUGAAUCCACAAAAAACACAGCAGCCAUCUGCAGCAAAAGCUUUACUUGAUUUGGAUAAACCAAAAAUGAACAAAGACGGUAAAGAAGGUUCAAUAGAAGGUGAUAAACCGUUGCUGUUACCGGGAGGAAUAAAUAUUAAAACUGAAACUUUGGAAAAUGGUAGCAACACAGGCCAGCAAUUCGGUCUGAAACUAGAUCAAUAUGCAAAGAAACCUGCGGCUAUGAAAAAUAGAACCGCAGCUAGUAUGACCCGUGAAUGGACAGAUCAAGAAACAUUGCUUUUACUCGAGGGUCUCGAAAUGCAUAAGGAUGAUUGGAAUAAAGUUUGUGAACAUGUAGGAACUCGUACACAAGAUGAGUGCAUACUGCAUUUUCUCCGUCUACCUAUAGAGGACCCUUACCUGGAAGAUGAUGGAGGAUUUUUGGGACCAUUAGGAUGUCAACCCAUACCAUUUAGUAAAUCUGGCAAUCCUAUUAUGUCGACGGUGGCAUUCUUAGCUUCCGUCGUUGAUCCUCGUGUAGCAGCAGCUGCAGCAAAGGCUGCCAUGGAGGAAUUCGCUGCUAUAAAGGACGAAGUACCCGCUACAAUAAUGGAUAAUCAUAUGAAGAACGUGGAGAAAGCAUCAGCUGGUGGAAAAUUCAAUCCAUCUUUUGGGUUAGCCAACACUGGCAUAGCCGGCACAGGGACUGACAAAGAAGAUGACGAUACUAAUACAGUAGCCAUGCCAGUGAACACAGGUGCGGUAGAUGAAGAAAUGAAGGAUGUUUCGAAAAAAGACGACAAUAAAACACAUUCAAAUGAGGCUAAUAAGACAGAGAAGCUAAAUAAUGAAACAGAAUCUGAAAAGAAACCAGAAAAUGAUUGCAAAAAUGGUGCAGAGAGUAAAAUUGAAGACACUAAUGACACAGAUACGACGUCAAAGGAUCCUGACAUCGUCAAGCAGGAAGUAUUCAACGAGGCUAACGUUCAAACCGCUGCAGCUGCAGCAUUGGCUUCGGCAGCUGUUAAGGCCAAGCACUUAGCCGCUUUAGAAGAGCGCAAAAUCAAAUCGUUAGUAGCAUUACUCGUGGAGACUCAAAUGAAGAAAUUAGAAAUAAAACUGCGCCAUUUUGAAGAGCUGGAAACAACAAUGGAGCGUGAACGCGAGGGGUUAGAGUAUCAGCGCCAACAGCUUAUAACUGAACGUCAACAAUUUCAUUUGGAGCAAUUAAAAGCUGCAGAAUUUCGAGCACGUCAGCAAGCUCACCAUCGACUUCAAUUAGAACAGCAAUGGCAAGGGACUACUGGGGCAAACGCCGCAGGCAAUGGUCCACUUGCUGGUAAUGCAACUCUCAGUGGGGCCAGUAAUGCACCACCUACUCAAGGUCACCCAGUAGUGGCUGGUGCCGGCGGCGUAGUCGCUGGUGGCACUAUAGCAACAAAUGUUAGUAAUGUUGGGUCUCAAAGCUCAUCUGGGGCUGUGGCUCAAGGUGGAAACACACAACCACCUAUUGGUAGCUCCUCACAACCAGCUACAGCUGUAUCACUGGGCUUACCUACGCCAACAGCGCCAUCUGUACAACAACAACCGCCAACUCCAAUGGAUACUACAACAACUGCUUCUACAGCCAUCCCAACAGCUGCCGUUGAGGGACCUACAAUUACUGGACAGACAAUUUUGUCACCACCUAGCGGAUCAACAGGCAUGCCAUCUUCUAAUGUACAACCGCCAAAUGUACAACCAACAGGCGUAUCUCCCACAGUACCACCAUCUUAAACAAAUCAAAAAUUUCCCCAUCAAAUUCCGCUAACUCUAUAUAAUCUUAAUUAAGUUAUUGCUUACAAAUACUAGAUUACAUUAUGCUCUAAUCGUAAAUGAUUUUAUAUUUGCUUUAUGAACUUUAAUUUUAAUUAAUCUUGUAUCAGGCAUGCAUUGUUUUCAUCUGGAUAUGAUAGAUUGCAAUAUUUUGGUGUAAAAAGCAUACGCACAAUGCUUUGACUAUGGUAUACUUCUAAUUGCCCACCAACAGGUAAAUACUACUCAAACGAGGGCAAAUUGAAUAAUUGAAACUGUAUUGGAACUUCGUGAAAGUAAAUAAAAAUCACAUAUUUAAUUAUCAUGGAAUUAUGAUAUCGAAUAAUCCCAAUAAAAGUCAUAUGCAAACAUGUAAAUUGUA